Molecule: messenger RNA, 2361 nt
Organism: Pararge aegeria (speckled wood butterfly)
Lineage: Eukaryota; Metazoa; Arthropoda; Insecta; Lepidoptera; Nymphalidae
Gene: VGlut
Product: vesicular glutamate transporter 1
Exons: 13
Coding region: 489-2273 (594 amino acids)
Biological process (GO): monoatomic anion transport; regulation of synapse structure or activity; synaptic transmission, glutamatergic
Cellular component (GO): synaptic vesicle membrane; excitatory synapse
Molecular function (GO): L-glutamate transmembrane transporter activity; neurotransmitter transmembrane transporter activity
Source: RefSeq, a predicted model, not a curated record
AAAUCCUUAAGAGUGAUGUCCUCCGGUUAGACCUGUAUAUCAAUGUAGGUAUAUAAAAAAUAAUUAGUCGUUUGGCAUUAUGAUAAUACUGAUAAACAAUAACAUCCUUGAGUAAUUGUAUCGAAUACAACAACCAAUCUAAAGAAUAUCAGUAUCGAACAUAUCAAAUUUAAAUUAGCAUAUCUAGCACAUAUUAUAGGGUAAAUUUAAUUAAGGGAAAUAUUAGUCUAUUAGUGAUAAAUAUUGCCUCUUCGUGUAUCAUAAUACUUGCAACUUUGUUAAGGCUGUUAUUGGAGGAUGUUCGUCUAGUUCCGUAGCAGUAUCGGCCAAUGGGAGGUGAGGCUACGCGCAGCCGUAGAUCGCUGGUAGAGCCGUGCGGGGUGCUACACGAUCGACAGACGCUACGACGGUCCUGCUACGCCUAGGAACAGAAAAAAUGCGUUAGCAAAGUGUGAGUGGGGUUACAUGAGGAAGACCGGCAGUCCACAAUGCAGGGGCUCCAAGCCGCGAAAGAGAAGGCCUCCGGCCUCUUCGCUAACAAACCCCUUUUGCUCAGAAACACCCAGUAUGAAAACUUUCACGUGGAACAGAAGGGCUACGAUCAAAUGUACGAUGGCGAAGACCUCGAAACACCACCGUCUCCUGAGAGACCACCUCCGCGGCAUAUAGAUAAAUACGUCAGAGCGGAAUGCCCAUGUUUGACUGCUCGCUACACUGUGGCACUGCUGGCUUGCUUCGGCUUCAGUAUCAUGUUCGGGAUGCGAUGUAAUAUGAGCAUGGCCAAGCUUAAGAUGACUGAAAAACAUAAUACCUCAUCUGGAGUAAGAGAAGAUACACCAUUCAACUGGACCGUCAGCGUGGAGUCUUCAAUAGACUCAUCAUAUUUCGCCGGCUACCUCAUAACUCAAGUGCCGGGCGGUUUCCUCGCUUCCAUGUAUCCCGCGAACAGAAUCUUUGGCGUUGCGAUUUUUGCUUCAGCCAUAUUUAAUAUGGCGAUACCUGGGGCAAUGUCUGUUGGACCCGUGGCCGUUGUGCUAUUAAAAGUCGCACAGGGAUUUGUUGAGGGUGUAACCUAUCCUUCUUGCCACGGAAUCUGGCGCAUGUGGGCUCCACCUUUAGAACGAUCUCGACUAGCAACGCUUGCCUUCUGUGGAACUUAUGCGGGAAUUGUCAUCGGCAUGCCCCUCUCUGGUCUCCUCACUGACUACAUAUCAUGGCAAACACCCUUCUAUUUUUAUGGAGUUUCGGGUAUGAUAUGGUACGUUCUUUGGUUGUGGCUAGUAUUUGAGAGGCCAAGCAAGCAUCCCCACAUAUCGGGAAAAGAGCUUACGUACAUCGAACAAUCUCUAGGAACAGCCACACAGGCUGCUAUGCCGGGAUUCUGGGCAACGCCUUGGAAAGCCUUCGCUACUUCACCACCCGUGUAUGCAAUUAUCGUAGCAAAUUUCUGUAGAACAUGGAACUUCUGUUUGUUGGUCAUUUUCCAGUCUGCAUAUUUCAACACCAGGUUCAAUAUGCAAAUCACAGAGUCUGGAUUCGUCGGAGCGAUCCCUCAUUUAAUCAUGACCUCACUGGUGCCCAUUGGCGGUAUGCUUGCGGAUUACUUGCGAAAGAACAACAUUAUGUCUACAACGAACGUCCGCAAGCUGUUUAACUGCGGCGGUUUUGGCUUUGAGGCAUUCUUCUUCGUUCUUAUUGCCUAUGCUGAUAAUAAGUACGUGGCUACAAUAGAAAUGACUCUCGGCGUAGCAUGCAGCGGAUUCGCUAUUUCUGGUUACAACGUCAACCACCUCGACAUCGCACCCCGAUACGCUUCAAUCCUCAUGGGGUUGUCCAACGGCAUUGGCACCAUCGCUGGCUUUCUCGUACCCAUUGUUAUCGACUACAUCACGCAAGAUAAGGACAAACCAGAUAUGGCAAUAAAGGAAUGGCGUGCUGUAUUCCUUAUGGGUGCCACUGUGCAUUUCAUUGGCAUCACAAUAUACGGGAUUUUCGCCUCCGGAGAACUGCAACCCUGGGCUGAACCGACACCGCCUUAUGAAACUCCGCUCAAACCUUUAGACCAGGAGACAACCUUCUCGGAGAAAUCCUCUGCUCUGACUGGUUCUGAGCCUCCAGCGUAUGGAAGCAUCGCACCGCCUCGCCCAGCUGUGCCGCCUCAGCAACAGCAUGUGCCCAACAACCCCUUCGUCUCUGGGGCGCUCUACCAGGCCGAGCCCAUACAGCCACCCGCAGAGCCUUACCAGGAUCUCACCGAUGACGGCACUUAUUAAAUCCUAUUAAAUAAUCCCAGUGGUUUCAUAUUACAACAAAAUAGUAGAGACAUCGGGGUCAUUUACUAUAAAAUCAAACAUGUUGGUA